Molecule: messenger RNA, 2871 nt
Organism: Triplophysa rosa
Lineage: Eukaryota; Metazoa; Chordata; Actinopteri; Cypriniformes; Nemacheilidae
Gene: exosc10
Product: exosome component 10
Exons: 25
Coding region: 18-2714 (898 amino acids)
Biological process (GO): nuclear polyadenylation-dependent rRNA catabolic process; histone mRNA catabolic process; poly(A)-dependent snoRNA 3'-end processing
Cellular component (GO): nucleolus; nuclear exosome (RNase complex)
Molecular function (GO): 3'-5'-RNA exonuclease activity; nucleotide binding; nucleic acid binding
Source: RefSeq, a predicted model, not a curated record
GGUUUUAUAUUUUCACUAUGGCUGCCUCCUCGAGUAGUGCUGCUACUACUAAACACAACGAACAAUCUGCGUCAUCUAAAGAAACAGACGCAGAAACAGAGUUUUGUCCAGGUUUUAAAGAUGCUGAUGCGUUUGUCAAGCAUGGGCUGGGAUGUGUGGUCGCUGCCACAAAGGCGAGUGCGGCUCUUCCGCAGGCCGGAGAUGAGUUUGAUCUGUACCGCAGCUUUCCUGCGUUUCAAGAGUUCUGCGCGUCACAGGGAGAUCGCCUUUUACACUGCAUGAGUCAGAUCAUGCAACAGCAUGGCUGUAGAUCUCGCAUGAGAGACAGGAACAAACUGACGGGUCUAGAGGACCGAUUUGACCUGGUGGUGGAUUCCAAUGAUGCCAUUCUUGAGAAAGUGGGCAUUCUCCUGGAUGAAGCCUCUGGUGUGAACCGCACACAACAGCCUGUGAUGCCUACUGGAUAUCAGCCUCCCAAGAUUGUUGUGUCUAGUUGGAAUCGGGGAGGAGGUCGAGGCACUGAAACCUUUCAUCUUCUGCAUGCUAAAAACAUCCAGCGUCCACAGCUGAAGUUCAAGGAGAAAGUGGAUAACAGCAACACUCCCUUCGUCUCCAAAAUCUUUAUCAAACCCAACGCUUUAAAACCUCUGUCUUCAUAUUUUACCGACAAACACAUUCGGAGGGAGAGACCGGAGGAUUUGGAUGUUCCUGCUGCGCUGGCAGAUUUGAUCCAUCAGCAGAGAACACAGGAGCAUGUGGAUGAUAUGUUUUCUCACCCCUACCAGUAUGAAUUGGAUCAUCUGGCCAUGCUGGAGAGCCUCAACUGUAAACCCGAACCACAGAUGUAUACAUCAAUUGCUGAGACCAGCUUUAAGUUUAUCUACAUGUUGGAGGAUCUUGUUGCUUUGAAUGAGAAGUUGGCCAAGAUGUCAGAGUUUGCUGUGGAUUUGGAGCAUCAUUCCUACAGAAGCUUUCUAGGAAUCACGUGUCUGAUGCAGAUAUCGACACGUGAGGAAGAUUUCAUCAUAGACACGCUGCAACUGCGCAGUGAAAUGUACAUUUUAAAUGAGACGUUCACUAACCCCGCCAUUGUGAAGGUGUUUCAUGGGGCUGACUCGGACAUCGAGUGGCUGCAGAAGGACUUCGGUCUCUACGUUGUCAACAUGUUUGACACCCAUCAGGCUGCUCGUGCCCUAAACCUCGGUAGAAACUCCCUCGACCAUCUCCUGAAGUUCUACUGUGAGGUGGAAUCGGAUAAACGCUACCAGCUGGCCGACUGGAGGAUACGACCUUUGCCAGACGAGAUGUUGAAGUACGCUCGGGCGGACACUCACUAUCUGCUGUACGUGUAUGAUCGAGCACGGGCCGACCUUCAUGAUAUGGGCAACGGACAGCCCACCCUCAUUCAGCAAGUCUGGUCUAAAAGCAGAGACCUUUCACUCAAGAAAUAUGUGAAGCCCAUCUUUACUGAGGACUCGUAUAUGGAGCUUUACCGUAAGCAGAAGAAGAGUUACAACACGCAGCAGCUAGCUGCCUUCAGAAUGCUGCACGCCUGGAGAGAUAAACUGGCACGAGAUGAAGAUGAGAGCACUGGGUAUGUCUUACCAAAUCAUAUGAUGAUGAAGAUCACAGAGGAGCUUCCAAAGGAACCCCAGGGCAUCAUCGCCUGCUGUAACCCAACUCCACCCCUAGUGCGUCAACAGGUCAAUGAACUUCAUCAGCUUAUGAAACAGGCUCGAGAGAUUCCUCUACUGAAGGCAGAGUCCCUUCUGGAAAGAAGGAAAUCUGUAACCCCAAAAAGAAAGCUCCAGUCUUCAUUAUUUGGACCUCAUGACACGUCCCGUUCAUCUGAAAGUGAUUUCCUGGACCUCUCCAUUGAAACCCCAACCAAGCCCGGAGUUUUGUUUUCAGAGGAGGAGGAUUGUAUGGAUGAAGAUCUAAAAUCAUUGCACAGUCUAUUAGCAUCUGCAAAAAUCAGUCUGUUUGCGGAGAAUCAGGAGAAGGUUCCUGCCUCUGGUAAUCUGACAGUAGCACAACAAAAAGCCCACAGCAUCAUGGCAUCCUUCGAGAAUCCUUUCCGAAUGUAUUUACCAUCAAAGGACAUUCACAUAUCAGAAAAAGCCAAAUAUGACCCAUCAUCAAAGAUUUAUGAGAUUCGCAACCGCUGGAAGUUGCAGAGUAUUGAGCAGCAGCAGAAGGAGGUUCAAGCCAAGCAGCAAGCUAAAGAACAAGCCAAGAAAGCUCAAGAGGAACGUAAGAAAGCCAAACAGAGCUACCAGGAGUCACUGGAAAAUGUUCAUAGUGUCAGGCAUCAAGUUAUGGAAGCAAAGCAGUCCGGCCAAAAAAGAGAGCGAGUGGCUAGUGAUGUAAAUGAAGAGAGUGUUAAACCAAACACAACAAUCUUGAAGACAGAUACCGAGAGCACACAGAAAGAUAAAUCCAGCACACCUGCUCCAAAAAAACACAAAGCCAAAGCUCUCCAAGAUCCUCAAGUCUCCACACAGAACUUUAAACCUUACGACUACAGCCAAUCAAAUAUGAAAAUGUUUGACGGCAAAUCAAAAGAGAGUUCACAGUUUGAUCCAAACAGACAAGAACCUGAAUCCAAGCAGAAGAAAAGAAGACAAAAGCAAAGUUCUUUAGGAGGCAGGACCAUGUCUUAUGUACCCGCAACAUCUGAGAGAGGUUUUCGUCAUAACUGGCCCAAGAGAUAGAAGUCGUCUGUUAUUUUGCUUUUCUCCUAAGGUUCAGUUGACAUGUUAUCUUUUUCCAGGCUGUAUUCUCUCUCAAGGCACUAGGACUUGAGCUGUGCAUGUAUAUGUUAUAUUUGUUUUGGGAUUUGACCCUUCAUUAAAAUGAGAUUUUAAGAUA